GGGAAAUCUUCGGUUGACUGUUGGAUGGCUCUCCAGCCAGCAACUUCUCAACUCUGUGUUCCCUUCUCUCUCGAAGAAAUAUGGACCAUUCCACGGAGUCUUCCACGCAUAUACCGCCAAUCUCGCCUUACAAGGAUCAGCAAGCUUUUGAUACUUUGCGCUUGCACAUCGGACAGACCGACAAGGCCCCACUCAUUUACCUCAUCCGAUAUCGAACCCAGCCUCGGAGCGUUCCGUGAAGCUCUCACGGGCCGGAGGCUUAUGUUCAGAGGUCGGCGGAAGUACCCCGCUACCCUACACCCACACCAUCUCGAGAUCCUGCGAAAAUCCAAGGACAGGAAUGUGAUAUCGAUAUUCCAGACGCCUUCAUGACCUUCAUGGCCUUCUCGCAGCCUCAAUACUUCAUCAGUACUUCAUCAGUCAGAUAAGCAUCGCAGCAAUCAUCCCUCAUCCGAUCGCAAUGUCUCGGUGAGCGGGGCAGCUAAAGUGCGGAGCACCGCCGAUCGAACAGCCCGGAUGACCUCCCGGAACGAAUUACUUUACGGAACCACCCACCUUUGAGGUCCAGCUCUGAGACAUGCAGACUUCACAGCUGUUGAGGCCAUUCACAACAUGCAUGCUAGGCCGAACAGGACCAGGUCACGUCGGUGAACAUCUUGCUGUAUGGUACAGGUCUCGAGCUCGGUCGUCAUCGGGCCCCAAUGCGGCCUACGAUCAACUUUUGUGACAUGCAGUUCCUCCCACACUGGUACGGCGCUUGGGGAUUCGUGGCCGGCAUGGCCGCUUGCAGGGCCGGGCGUUGAGGGGCCUGGCUCUCGGGGUUGGGUGAUGAUACUGGCCUCAAACUGCUCACUGACUUCUUCCCCAACAUUUCACAGCGUGGGGUAUUUGAAAACAAGAGCUCGCUGGCACUCCAGUAUUGGCUAGUUGUCCCAAGAAGCGAGGUAGUAGAUGAUAUCUGUCACCAUUCUAACUCAGAGGCCACAGAGUCCGGUCGUGCGUGUUGCAUACUGCCGAGUAUCCAUCGCAGCCAAUCGUCAUGACUGCAGGUAUUCCAGUCCCCUCUUUCGGGCGUGGCAUCCGCACCUCACGGUGAUCCGUUCUAGCCGUGAUGUGCCUGCUCGAGGCGAAAUUCACUCUCCGCUGUCCGUGCCUGCCCUUCUCAGCAAGCAGGACUGCUGCCCAGUGGCUGACGCUUGAUUGCCCCCGCAGAGUCAUGGUCCGACUUGAUGGGAAUAGGCUUUCAAAAGCUGCAUGAUCCCCCGGAAUAAUAUCUCUCGCCUCUUGUUCCUUUCUUUCCAUCCAUGUGGUUUCUAUCUUUACCUUGCACCCCUUUAUCGUCCUCUCCAAAUUCUCAAAGAAGAAGCCUUCGACCAAUCACCAACCAUUCCAGAACAAACGUCAUCCGCCUAUCGAGGCUGGCCUUUGUUUGGCCAAGAUCGAAACAACAAUCGAUUGAUCGCACUUGGCCGGCGUCUCUCGACCUGCCGCGCGCCUGUUCUGCUCACCUUCGCGGGGCUGCCCCACAAAAUAACCUCAACCUAGGUGAGCCUAAGUGGCCUCAUAACCACUCGUUGACUUUCGCUUCCUCUACCCGAGACCGAAAACCUUCCCAGCAGCACCAAAUGUUGUCAGCCUUGACAGUCUGUUGCUGGUCUGGACUGCGGGCCAAGUUAGGCUCAGUUCCGUCUUUUCCGUGGAAAUCCGUACAAGGCAAGGCCUCGUCUGAUUUCCCAUGUCAUAUAACAAUGCCAUUCUCAACGGUCGUCAAGUGGCGGCCCUUUUAUGUUGGUCAACGUUUCGCACCGCUUUCACUGCCCUAUUCUUUGUGCUGGUCACUUGAUAAACCCUCGACCGCCACGUACUCGCACCUUCGCCCCCUCCCCUUCUGAGGAUCUGCUCUCCUCGACCGAAGUCGUCUUUAUUUUUCCUUUUCUCUACUCUCUGUCUCCGGGAAUGCCUGGUGUAUCCCCUCAUUUGUCUCAUAUUUAAUUUUUUAUUUUCCCCUUCCUAUUGCUUGUUGAUCUUCAUUGUUCAACACCCCCAGGGUCCUUCUUCGCCCAUCAACUCAUUCACUUCCGUCCGGCCCGCUAUAUCCGGACCUUCGCACCACAGAGCAACACAGUCCCACAGUGGCGGCUAGGCAUCGUCAUCAGCACACUCUUUGCUUGAAUAUAUAAACACCAACUAAGACGUUCUUCACGAUGCGUAGACCAAGAUUCAGAAAGUCUCCUUCGACGAGCUUCUCAACGAUAUCCGAAGAUAUGGCUACGCCUCCCCGAAGCCCAUCACAAACCUCCACACGAAUCAGGGACACGGGGUUCCCCGAUACAUUCUGUGGAAAUAGGAACACCACCCUUCCUCACCCUGACGCCAAGAUUGGUCCUGAUGCAUGCAUCACGGAAGACGAUGUGAAUGUGGGCAGGGCACUCAUCAGGCACAGGAUGUCCUUCCAAGUUCAGACUGAGCGACCAUAUGGUCGAUCUCUUAGCCGGUAUGACCGCAAAGUCAGCGGCUCUUCUGACGAAGGAGCUCUAGCUACUCUAGGCCGUAUGGCUCUUGGGUCUAUUCGACCCAGUGCUGAGCAACCCGCUGGUAUUCGACCGACGUCUCGGGACGGCCAUAGUGUCACCACCUCCGACGGCACAGGCUCGCCUCCACACUCCCCAACCCGCCAAGUGAAACAGGAUCCAAGAGACGCAGCCAGGGAUCCUAGAGACGGACGCCGACAUCGUCGCAGGAGCAGUCUCAUCAACAGGCUCUUGCACAGAUAGAACAGCAGAAGCCGGGGAGUUCGACGGAAAAUUCGCAAUUGGUCUUUCGAUAUGGGGGGGAAGGCAAGGGAUACCUCUUCGGGGGCAGCAUUUCUUUUACGAGCGAGGAGUUCCGGUAACAAUUAUUUUGAGCAUAUGCAUUUACAUGGAAGGGAGCCGCAUGAGCAGCACCACGGGAAUCAACAAAACAUGGGAAAAGCUGGGCGUAAUUCGGCGAAGAAGAAGCACACGCCGCAGAAGAAACAGACGAAGGGGAAGCGCCAGCAUGCAGACUUACCCAUGGCUUUUCGUAAUACUCCGUAUUGGAGAAUCAUUAAUUGAACAUCAU
Messenger RNA from Podospora bellae-mahoneyi, 3102 nucleotides. RefSeq lists its product as uncharacterized. The record is from RefSeq and is a predicted model, not a curated record. Bases 2205 to 2774 code for a protein of 189 amino acids. The transcript has 3 exons. Lineage: Eukaryota; Fungi; Ascomycota; Sordariomycetes; Sordariales; Podosporaceae.